AGAGUCUGUUCUCCACACUAACGCACCUUACCAUCCUGGUUCUCCGGCUAUGCACCUGCAACCUCCCCUUGCAGUCCUCCUCCUCCUGUCCUCCUCCCCGGCGGUCGGACAGCGGUAGUGCGCACUGAGCAGCGGGAGUGCGCAAGGCGGCCGGCAUGCACCUGGAGAGAAACCGCCCCGCCAAGCCGUCCAAGGGCUCAGCUGGAGACACAGCAGCAUGCAGACUGAUGCUCUAACAGCAGGGAUAUAGCAGCAGAGCACCGGGCGGAUAUCGGAGCUGCAGCAUGGGCGUGGGAGAGAGGCACAGCCUAAAGGAAAGCGAUGUAAUUCCACGGACAUAAGAAGGGUGGGUGGGGGGAACCCGAGUAGCGUUGGAUCAGAGUUGUCCCGGGUGUAUUUUGGGGCUUAGUUUGGUGUCUUGUUCUCUUAAAUUCUCCAAACACAGUACUUUUUUUUCCUGCCAACCUCCAGUGUAGUUUAAAAGGAUGGAGAAGGGCGCUCAGCAGCAGCCGCCGCAGCAGCUGUCCAAAAGCGCAGAGAGUCCGGCGGACGACAUCUCCAAAUUAAACGACGAGGAGCUGCUGAAGUGGGGCAAGGAGGAGCUGGUGCGGCGGCUGCGGAGGGCAGAGGCGGGGAAGAGGAGCGCCAUCGUGGAGCACGGCAAUCUGAUGCGGGAGGUGAACCGGAGACUCCAGCAGCACCUCAAUGAAAUACGGAGUUUAAAGGACGUGAACCAGAAACUGCAGGAGGACAACCAGGAGCUGCGGGACCUGUGCUGCUUCCUGGAUGACGACCGGCAGAAGGGGAAGCGGGUGUCGCGGGAGUGGCAGCGCUUGGGCCGCUACAGUGCAGGCCUGAUGAGAAAGGAGGUGGCCAUCUACCUGCAGAAGCUGAAGGAACUGGAGCAGCGGCAGGUGGAGGUCAUCCGGGAGAACAUGGAGCUCAAGGAGGUGUGCCUCAUGCUGGAGGAGGAGAGGGCUGUGGCUGUGGCUGGAGGGGGAGGAGGUGGAGGUGUGGGCAGUCAUGGGGUUCCUGGCCGUAGGAGCUCUAUAGACAGUCAGAGCAGCUUGUCUCAGCUUGCUGGAGGUGUCCCAGCACCUGGACUACUGCGGGACGUUGGCGACGGGAGCAGCACCUCCAGUGCGGGGAGUACAGAUAGCCCAGAUAACCCACACCUCAAACCCCCUCCCCUGGGCUCCAACCACAGCCCUGGAUCAAGAUGUGUCUCUGCAGAGCACCCCCACAAACCAGGAGAUGUGUGUGAAUCCACAGGCAGGAGGCACAGCUCCACCCCAGAGUACCACACCUUCCCCCAGGCCUGUCGCCCUCGUGGGGGGUCCCUCACCAACCUGGACCCCCGUGGUCUUCGGGGACACAGCCCAGACAAACACAGCAAGUCUCCCACCAGGCAACCAUGUGACUCCCACCCCAAACCCUGCAGCUCUGACCUACUGGCCCAGAAACAGCUAUUGAUGUCAGGGCAGGCAUCAGCAGGCUGUGGGAAGGGAACAGCCAAGUCCAGCCCAGAGCUGAGUCAGAGACACCGGCCGGUUAACAUGGCAGGGGCAGGCUGUGGGAGUCCUGAGGCCAAGCCGACAGCGGUGGGGACGCCUGAGCACCUGAGAAAGGGGCGGGUGAUUGUGGGUAGUCCAGAGUCUAUACGGCACCACCAUCACUAUCAGCACAGCUCUGGGAUGGAGCACGACAAGGGGAGGUAUAGCAGUGGCUCCCCUGGCAGGGAUGGGGGUCAGAGGAGGAUGGCAGGAGAGGAGAUGUCCCCCCACCACCAGAGUCUGUACAACGCUCUGAUAUCUGCCGGUUGCUGCACCAACUCCUGUAGGAGUGUAAAGCUUUGGGACAGCUUCGAUGCCUCCUGACCAUGACAUGCCUCUUGAUCAGAUGCUGCUGUGACAACACACCCCAGAGAGAGAAGCAGAGGGUUAUUAGCAGGCUGGAUGGCUGGAUGGAUGGAAGGACAAGUUGAUCGAAGACAUAACUGGAUGGAGAAAUCAUCAUGAAAUUCAGAAUCAAGCAGUGAGGGCGAGGGAGCAGAUGAGUGAAACAAGGCUACAAAACACUGGAAAUACUUGAACACUCUGUCUGCCCUGUCUGCUGUGCUGCUGCUGCU
Epinephelus fuscoguttatus (brown-marbled grouper) is the source of this 2128-nucleotide messenger RNA. RefSeq names its product coiled-coil domain containing 85A (gene ccdc85a). The transcript is spliced from 4 exons. NCBI's taxonomy places the organism in Eukaryota, Metazoa, Chordata, Actinopteri, Perciformes, Serranidae. Bases 486 to 1877 code for a protein of 463 amino acids. The record is from RefSeq and is a predicted model, not a curated record.